UUUUUCCGUUGAAUUGCAAAACAAAAGUCAGGUUUCAAGAGUGAUUUAGAGGCACAGCUAUUUUAAUUAAGAUUGUUUUUGUAAAAUAUUAUCAAAUAGUUAUCAGGUGAAUCGCAUAAAGGUGUAAUUAUAUGAUAAAUGAAUUUUGUAUUGACGCAAAUCAGCUAAACAGUCAGUCAUUCAACGUGUGCGCUAUUAUAUUAGGAUUCCUUUUGGAGAUUCGUGGGUUGAUGAACACCUCACAGUCGGCGAAAAAUUCGUCGCAAGCACCACCAACACCGGCUCAGUUGAAUUCGACAAUAUUACAAAAGUAUCAAAAUCACCUCAAUCAAUUUCCACCAAUUCAACAUCAGCCACUUAUAAGCAACAAUUCAAAGACAUUCGACGCUGGCAAAGUCAACGCUACUGUUACACAUAUUGAAUUGGAACAUCAGUCAAAUUGCGACAUAACCGCAUUACUCAACAUGUCUUGUCGUGGUCGGGCUGAGGCAUUUGCUCGAAGUCUUCAGUCUCGUUUGAGGACUUUGGGAAGUCAAGAACAAGAAACAGAUGGAACAGAUGCAGUCGAUAGCUCAUCAACUUGGGUAAAUACCAAUACAAACUCAUCAGAAAUCACAGAGAUACAGCCUCGCAUAAGUACACAGUUAAAUGUUGAGACAGCGGAUUCGUAUUUUGAUUUUGACAUAGAAUCGCCUGGCUCUCCAAUUGAUGAGUGUGAAUAUACAAGAUUAAUAGAAACAACAGGUUCAACACCACAAGAGCCUCAAGCUCCUGAGUCCGGAUUUGUGUGUGCAUCGCCAUGUUCAACACUUGAAGGCGAAUCUCGCGGCAGUGCGAGCAGUUCAGAGGUGCAAUUCUUCGAUCCAGAAUCUUCCGAUACCGGCACUGAAUUCUAUGACUGUCCACAAGCUGAUUUUCAAAAAAAUAGACCUCCUCGACGUAUUUAUCAUCAUUUAAGUCACAACAAAAUCGCCAUUCGCCCACCAUCACCAAUUAUCCAAUCGCCAUCCAGUUCCUCAUCAUCGGCAACACCAACGAGUAAAAUGAAUGGACAUGUAAGACUGUUAGAAUCUGGUGAUUCUUCCGAAUCACUUCCUCCAUCUCAAUCCACAAGUUCGAAUCUUAAUUGUGACGAUAGCAAUUCAAUGUCGACAGCAAACUCAAAUUCUAAUUCAACAUUACAGGAUGCAGAUGGUGAAAUGCCUAUGAAUGAAAUUGCAGCAGAGUUAGCGGAAAUACCAUUACAGGAAAAUAGUGAGGAAACGACAGAAACAGAAAUUGUAAAAGAGAUUGUUAAUUUAGAACAAAAUGGAGAAGUGGAAGUAGAAGAUGGAGAGAAUGGUGAUGAGAGAGAUAAAUGUACUUUUCAUAAUUUUGAUGUAUGUAAAACAAUAUUUGUUAAAUACGAAGAAAAUGAAGAUGCAGAGGAAAUUAUUUCACCAACACAAGAGGAGGAAGAGAUAUUUGAUCAAGAAAAAGUUCUUAAUGAGAUAAUUGAGAUAGCAGAAUCAAAACUUUUGGAACCGCCUGAUAUUACUGUGGAAAAAGAAGCAUGUCCUGAGCCUAUAAUUGAAACUACAAAUGAGGUUGAGGAGCCUGAGAGAAAGAGAAAAGAUUCAGAAGAGUCGGAAUAUGAGCGACCACCAAGAGUGAGAAGAUGCUCAUCCUUAAAAACUGGUAAAACACCUCCUGGAACUCCAGGUAGGAAAAAGAUUGUACGUUUUGCUGAUGUCCUCGGCUUAGAUUUGGCUGAUGUAAGAACCUUCCUUGAUGAAGUACCGAAAGUUCCCAAAUCAGCGUAUGAAGACUUGGAUGUAACUUUACCAACACACUCAAUACAAUUGGGUCCGCCAUUAGAUAAAAUUUUAGUGCCACUCUUUCAACAGCCUGGCUGUUUACCAAACUUUCUUGAUCGAUUACGUGAUGGACAAGUAUGUCUCGAAAGUGCGGCUGUUACAGAUCCAAUCAAUCUUACAAUAACGGGAUGCGUACGUGUAAGGAAUUUAGAUUUUCAUAAAAGUGUCCACCUACGCUAUUCGUUAGACAGUUGGAGAACUUAUUCAGAUUUGACAGCGAGCUAUGUAGAGAAUUCAUGCGAUGGCUUCAGCGAUAAAUUCAGUUUUAUAUUAUUUGGUAAUUCAAUGCAAGUUGGACAACGUGUUGAAAUGGCAGUUAGAUUUCAAUGCAAGGGCGAACAAUAUUGGGAUAGUAAUUAUGGCACAAAUUAUUCCUUCCAAUGCUUGCCAUGUAACACACACAAAUCUAGUCCUAUUUUGGACAACAGCAAUGGUAGCUUAUCAUCAGAUGAAAAUACUUCAUCUGUUUCAAGCAACGAGCCUGGAUCAUCGACUGGCGAAAAUGCAGAAACUCUUGUCGAUCCACUUGGGCAUCGUCAAUGGAGCAACACAUUUUUGUAUUAAUCACAUACUGUUCGUUCAUCAAAAUAAUUUAUUUAUUGAUUAAUGAAAUGUUAUCGUCAUGUUAUAAUAUUGGGUGGAAGUGCUAAUUUCCGACGCAUUUUCACCUAAUACAUUUGUUUUAUAUAUGCAUCAAGUAGCACGAGAUUGUGAAAAGUGUUCCUGUGCAGUCAUUUUUCUGUUAAAGUAGAUUAGCAAUCGAAAGACGUUAUCUUUAACUUUAUCGUUAAAUUGCAGUCGUAAAGUUAAACGAUAAAACCCAUUUAUGGCACCUCCAAAAUAUAAAUCUACCUUUAACGCCAAAUAUCUGCCAGGUGCAAGCUAAUAAUUUUGUGUCGCUCGUGUAGACAAUAUACAAUGUUAAAGCGUUUUUAUUUAUUGAUACUUCUAUAGCUGAGUCUCUCUCUCAUCCUUUCAAUUAUUGUUAUUUUUAAAUGAAAAUAUUUUAAAGAAACAAAUGAUUAAUCAUCGAUUAUUUUUAGUAUAAUUCUUUUUGUUAUUUAAAUGAAACUUAGUUAUAAUGAAUGCAGAGAGUGCUUUAUGUGAAAAGAAAACACUUAAAAGUAUGUGAUGAAUGCUUAUCUUCAUUUUUAUCAGAAUCAAAUAAAUAUGAGAUGAUCGAGCUUUCUAAUUGCAUAAUAUGAAGGAAAAAAAAAUAAAAUAAAAAAAUGGUUCUUUAGUUCCUACACGAUUAUACAAAAAUAAUGCCAAAAAUCUUCUGUUCAGUUCAAAAAUAAAUAAAAAAAAAAAGAUUCAAAAACGUUCAUUAAUUUUAAUAACUGUUAUACACAUUUUGAUGCCAUACAUCUCUCCAUAUUUUCAAUUUCUAUAUUUGCUGUAAGAUCAGCCGGGAUGAUAUUCAGAAGAUUUUCGAUGGAGAUUUAAUAUUCUUGUAUGGACAGGAGAUUUUUUUUUUCUCAGAAAAUCCAAGCAAAUUUUCUUUUGAUACACCCUUAAUUAUGGAC
Messenger RNA from Chironomus riparius, 3382 nucleotides. NCBI's taxonomy places the organism in Eukaryota, Metazoa, Arthropoda, Insecta, Diptera, Chironomidae. The record is from the annotation of a GenBank genome assembly.